This is a messenger RNA of Ictalurus punctatus (channel catfish), 1209 nucleotides long. It is a transcript of the gene nudt5, whose product is annotated as nudix (nucleoside diphosphate linked moiety X)-type motif 5. Gene Ontology annotation, molecular function: ADP-ribose diphosphatase activity. NCBI's taxonomy places the organism in Eukaryota, Metazoa, Chordata, Actinopteri, Siluriformes, Ictaluridae. Gene Ontology annotation, biological process: nucleoside phosphate metabolic process; ribose phosphate metabolic process. The record is from RefSeq and is marked provisional. Gene Ontology annotation, cellular component: nucleus.
AAACUUUGGAUCCUUGCACGCAGAGAUUACACAGCACACAGACACCAUGAGCUGUCCGGAGAAAAGCUGCACACAGCCUCAUGUAGUCAAAGAGGAGGUCACAGCGACUGGAAAGUGGGUGAGGCUUGAGAAGACCACGUAUGUGGAUCCAUCUGGAAACACUAGAAUAUGGGAGACGGUGAAGAGAACAACGAGACCAAGCAGCGCUGAUGCAGACGGUGUGGGGAUCAUCGCCAUCCUGAAGAGAACUCUGCAUAAGGACUGUGUGGUGUUGGUGAAACAGUUCAGGCCACCGAUGGGAUGCUACACUCUGGAGUUUCCUGCGGGUCUGAUUGAUGAUAACGAGAACGCUGAGAUGGCUGCUCUGAGAGAGCUGAAGGAGGAGACUGGCUACAAGGGAGAAGUGGUGGGAGUCACGCCAGUCACAUGCCUGGAUCCUGGCCUGUCUAACUGCAGCACGCAGAUUGUGAUGGUCAACAUUAAUGGGGAUGAUAGUGAAAAUAUAAACCCCACCCAGCAGCUCGGUGAUGGAGAAUUUGUCGACGUGAUUCUUCUACCUUUAGAUGAAUUUCAGAGGAAAAUAGAUGAGUUAUUGAAGAAGGAGAAACUUGUGGUGGAUUCCAAAGUGUACAUUUACGCCAUGGGAAUGUCCCAAGCCUUCUUUAAACCCAACGAGCUCCCGGUGCUCAAACAGUGAGGCAUGAAAUGCACAAAUCCUCCACAGCUAUAAACGGUACAGCAUGAAUAAUACAAUACAAUACGAGUCUGAAUGCUCUAUAUCAGCUGGCGAGAGUGUUUUAGCAGACUUGUGUAGUUGAACACAUUACUUGAAUAUUCCUAACACUAACAGCACUGACUACUGACUUUAUUACUCUGUCAUAAACUUCAUUACACAGUAAUAAAGUGUAUUAGUAAUGAUAUAAUGCAUUUAGGACCAAAAAAAAAUUAAGCUAAUUUGAGAGCAUGUAUAUGCUGCAAGCUCUUAAGUUUUUUCCCCCCCACGAUUUAACAAGAAGACGUGCUCUGAAGUGAAAACGUUGAAUGUUGCUGUGAUCAAAGGCUGAUUUGUUAUCUGCUGUUGCAGAGCCUGGAAUGAGCACAUCUCUGUCGAGUUCACUGUGCUGUUCAGCUGCUGUUACUCUGAAAUGCAAACAAAAGCAACUGUGUGUCACUCGUAUUAACUUUUAUCUAAUAAACCGCCUGUUAACA